Messenger RNA from Closterium sp. Naga37s-1, 7458 nucleotides. The record is from the annotation of a GenBank genome assembly. Lineage: Eukaryota; Viridiplantae; Streptophyta; Zygnematophyceae; Desmidiales; Closteriaceae.
CACCUGCUCUCACCACCAGCACCUGCUCUCACCACCAGCAUCUGCUCUCACCACAAGCACCUGCUCUCACCACAAGCACCUGCUCUCACCACAAGCACCUGCUCUCACCACCACCAGCACCUGCUCUCACCACAAGCACCUGCUCUCACCACCAGCACCUGCUCUCAAAACCACCAGCACCUGCUCUCACCACAAGCACCUGCUCUCACCACCACAAGCACCUGCUCUCACCACCACAAGCACCUGCUCUCACCACCACCAGCACCUGCUCUCACCACAAGCACCUGCUCUCAUCACAAGCACCUGCUCUCACCACCAGCACCUGCUCUCAAAACCACCAGCACCUGCUCUCACCACAAGCACCUGCUCUCACCACCACAAGCACCUGCUCUCACCACCACCAGCACCUGCUCUCACCACCACCAGCACCUGCUCUCACCACAAGCACCUGCUCUCACCACCAGCACCUGCUCUCACCACCACCAGCACCUGCUCUCACCACAAGCACGUGCUCUCACCACCACCAGCACCUGCUCUCACCACAAGCACGUGCUCUCACCACCACAAGCACCUGCUCCCACCACCACAAGCACCUGCUCUCACCACCACCAGCACCUGCUCUCACCACAAGCACCUGCUCUCAUCACAAGCACCUGCUCUCACCACCAGCACCUGCUCUCAAAACCACCAGCACCUGCUCUCACCACAAGCACCUGCUCUCACCACCACAAGCACCUGCUCUCACCACCACCAGCACCUGCUCUCACCACCACCAGCACCUGCUCUCACCACAAGCACCUGCUCUCACCACCAGCACCUGCUCUCACCACCACCAGCACCUGGUCUCACCACAAGCACCUGCUCUCACCACCACCAGCACCUGCUCUCACCACAAGCACCUGCUCUCACCACCAGCACCUGCUCUCACCACCAGCAUCUGCUCUCACCACAAGCACCUGCUCUCACCACAAGCACCUGCUCUCACCACAAGCACCUGCUCUCACCACCACAAGCACCUGCUCUCACCACCACCAGCACCUGCUCUCACCACCACCAGCACCUGCUCUCACCACAAGCACCUGCUCUCACCACCACAAGCACCUGCUCUCACCACCACCAGCACCUGCUCUCACCACAAGCACCUGCUCUCACCACAAGCACCUGCUCUCACCACCAGCACCUGCUCUCAAAACCACCAGCACCUGCUCUCACCACAAGCACCUGCUCUCACCACCACAAGCACCUGCUCUCACCACCACCACCACCUGCUCUCACCACAAGCACCUGCUCUCACCACAAGCACCUGCUCUCACCACCAGCACCUGCUCUCAAAACCACCAGCACCUGCUCUCACCACAAGCACCUGCUCUCACCACAAGCACCUGCUCUCACCACCACAAGCACCUGCUCUCACCACCACCAGCACCUGCUCUCACCACAAGCACCUGCUCUCACCACAAGCACCUGCUCUCACCACCAGCACCUGCUCUCAAAACCACCAGCACCUGCUCUCACCACAAGCACCUGCUCUCACCACCACAAGCACCUGCUCUCACCACCAGCACCUGCUCUCAAAACCACCAGCACCUGCUCUCAAAACCACCAGCACCUGCUCUCACCACAAGCACCUGCUCUCACCACCACAAGCACCUGCUCUCACCACCACCAGCACCUGCUCUCACCACAAGCACCUGCUCUCACCACAAGCACCUGCACUCACCACCAGCACCUGCUCUCAAAACCACCAGCACCUGCUCUCACCACAAGCACCUGCUCUCACCACCACAAGCACCUGCUCUCACCACCACCAGCACCUGCUCUCACCACAAGCACCUGCUCUCACCACAAGCACCUGCUCUCACCACCAGCACCUGCUCUCAAAACCACCAGCACCUGCUCUCACCACAAGCACCUGCUCUCACCACCACAAGCACCUGCUCUCACCAUCACCAGCACCUGCUCUCACCACAAGCACCUGCUCUCACCACAAGCACCUGCUCUCACCACCAGCACCUGCUCUCACCACAAGCACCUGCUCUCACCACAAGCACAAGCACCUGCUCUCACCACAAGCACCUGCUCUCACCACAAGCACACUGCUCUCACCACAAGCACCUGCUCUCACCACAAGCACCUGCUCUCACCACAAGCACCUGCUCUCACCACAAGCACCUGCUCUCACCACAAGCACCUGCUCUCACCACAAGCACCUGCUCUCACCACAAGCACCUGCUCUCACCACAAGCACCUGCUCUCACCACAAGCACCUGCUCUCACCACAAGCACCUGCUCUCACCACAAGCACCUGCUCUCACCACAAGCACCUGCUCUCACCACAAGCACCUGCUCUCACCACAAGCACCUGCUCUCACCACAAGCACCUGCUCUCACCACAAGCACCUGCUCUCACCACAAGCACCUGCUCUCACCACAAGCACCUGCUCUCACCACAAGCACCUGCUCUCACCACAAGCACCUGCUCUCACCACAAGCACCUGCUCUCACCACAAGCACCUGCUCUCACCACAAGCACCUGCUCUCACCACAAGCACCUGCUCUCACCACAAGCACCUGCUCUCACCACAAGCACCUGCUCUCACCACAAGCACCUGCUCUCACCACAAGCACCUGCUCUCACCACAAGCACCUGCUCUCACCACAAGCACCUGCUCUCACCACAAGCACCUGCUCUCACCACAAGCACCUGCUCUCACCACAAGCACCUGCUCUCACCACAAGCACCUGCUCUCACCACAAGCACCUGCUCUCACCACAAGCACCUGCUCUCACCACAAGCACCUGCUCUCACCACAAGCACCUGCUCUCACCACAAGCACCUGCUCUCACCACAAGCACCUGCUCUCACCACAAGCACCUGCUCUCACCACAAGCACCUGCUCUCACCACAAGCACCUGCUCUCACCACAAGCACCUGCUCUCACCACAAGCACCUGCUCUCACCACAAGCACCUGCUCUCACCACAAGCACCUGCUCUCACCACAAGCACCUGCUCUCACCACAAGCACCUGCUCUCACCACAAGCACCUGCUCUCACCACCAGCACGUGCUCUCACCACCACCAGCACCUGCUCUCACCACCACCAGCACCUGCUCUCACCACAAGCACCUGCUCUCACCACCAGCACCUGCUCUCACCACCACCAGCACCUGCUCUCACCACAAGCAAGUGCUCUCACCACCACCAGCACCUGCUCUCACCACAAGCACGUGCUCUCACCACCACAAGCACCUGCUCCCACCACAAGCACCUGCUCUCACCACCAGCACUUGCUCUCACCACCAGCAUCUGCUCUCACCACAAGCACCUGCUCUCACCACAAGCACCUGCUCUCACCACAAGCACCUGCUCUCACCACCACAAGCACCUGCUCUCACCACAAGCACCUGCUCUCACCACAAGCACCUGCUCUCACCACAAGCACCUGCUCUCACCACCAGCACCUGCUCUCACCACCACCAGCACCUGCUCUCACCACAAGCACCUGCUCUCACCACCACAAGCACCUGCUCUCACCACCACCAGCACCUGCUCUCACCACAAGCACCUGCUCUCACCACAAGCACCUGCUCUCACCACCAGCACCUGCUCUCAAAACCACCAGCACCUGCUCUCACCACCAGCACCUGCUCUCACCACCACAAGCACCUGCUCUCACCACCACCAGCACCUGCUCUCACCACAAGCACCUGCUCUCACCACCAGCACCUGCUCUCACCACCACCAGCACCUGCUCUCACCACAAGCACGUGCUCUCACCACCACCAGCACCUGCUCUCACCACAAGCACGUGCUCUCACCACCACAAGCACCUGCUCCCACCACAAGCACCUGCUCUCACCACCAGCACCUGCUCUCACCACCAGCAUCUGCUCUCACCACAAGCACCUGCUCUCACCACAAGCACCUGCUAUCACCACAAGCACCUGCUCUCACCACCACAAGCACCUGCUCUCACCACAAGCACCUGCUCUCACCACAAGCACCUGCUCUCACCACAAGCACCUGCUCUCACCACCAGCACCUGCUCUCAAAACCACCAGCACCUGCUCUCACCACAAGCACCUGCUCUCACCACCACAAGCACCUGCUCUCACCACCACCAGCACCUGCUCUCACCACCACCAGCACCUGCUCUCACCACAAGCACCUGCUCUCACCACCAGCACCUGCUCUCACCACCACCAGCACCUGCUCUCACCACCACCAGCACCUGCUCUCACCACAAGCACCUGCUCUCACCACCAGCACCUGCUCUCACCACCACCAGCACCUGCUCUCACCACAAGCACGUGCUCUCACCACCACCAGCACCUGCUCUCACCACAAGCACGUGCUUUCACCACCACAAGCACCUGCUCCCACCACAAGCACCUGCUCUCACCACCAGCACCUGCUCUCACCACCAGCAUCUGCUCUCACCACAAGCACCUGCUCUCACCACAAGCACCUGCUCUCACCACAAGCACCUGCUCUCACCACAAGCACCUGCUCUCACCACCAGCACCUGCUCUCAAAACCACCAGCACCUGCUCUAACCACAAGCACCUGCUCUCACCACCACAAGCACCUGCUCUCACCACCACCAGCACCUGCUCUCACCACAAGCACCUGCUCUCACCACAAGCACCUGCUCUCACCACCAGCACCUGCUCUCAAAACCACCAGCACCUGCUCUCACCACAAGCACCUGCUCUCACGACCACAAGCACCUGCUCUCACCACCACCAGCACCUGCUCUCACCACCACCAGCACCUGCUCUCACCACAAGCACCUGCUCUCACCACCAGCACCUGCUCUCACCACCACCAGCACCUGCUCUCACCACAAGCACGUGCUCUCACCACCAGCAGCACCUGCUCUCACCACAAGCACGUGCUCUCACCACCACAAGCACCUGCUCUCACCACAAGCACCUGCUCUCACCACAAGCACCUGCUCUCACCACAAGCACCUGCUCUCACCACCAGCACCUGCUCUCAAAACCACCAGCACCUGCUCUCACCACAAGCACCUGCUCUCACCACCACAAGCACCUGCUCUCACCACCACCAGCACCUGCUCUCACCACAAGCACCUGCUCUCACCACAAGCACCUGCUCUCACCACCAGCACCUGCUCUCAAAACCACCAGCACCUGCUCUCACCACAAGCACCUGCUCUCACCACCACAAGCACCUGCUCUCACCACCACCAGCACCUGCUCUCACCACCACCAGCACCUGCUCUCACCACAAGCACCUGCUCUCACCACCAGCACCUGCUCUCACCACCACCAGCACCUGCUCUCACCAUAAGCACGUGCUCUCACCACCACCAGCACCUGCUCUCACCACAAGCACGUGCUCUCACCACCACAAGCACCUGCUCCCACCACAAGCACCUGCUCUCACCACCAGCACCUGCUCUCACCACCAGCAUCUGCUCUCACCACAAGCACCUGCUCUCACCACAAGCACCUGCUCUCACCACAAGCACCUGCUCUCACCACCACCAGCACCUGCUCUCACCACAAGCACCUGCUCUCACCACCAGCACCUGCUCUCAAAACCACCAGCACCUGCUCUCACCACAAGCACCUGCUCUCACCACCACAAGCACCUGCUCUCACCACCACAAGCACCUGCUCUCACCACCACCAGCACCUGCUCUCACCACAAGCACCUGCUCUCAUCACAAGCACCUGCUCUCACCACCAGCACCUGCUCUCAAAACCACCAGCACCUGCUCUCACCACAAGCACCUGCUCUCACCACCACAAGCACCUGCUCUCACCACCACCAGCACCUGCUCUCACCACCACCAGCACCUGCUCUCACCACAAGCACCUGCUCUCACCACCAGCACCUGCUCUCACCACCACCAGCACCUGCUCUCACCACAAGCACGUGCUCUCACCACCACCAGCACCUGCUCUCACCACAAGCACGUGCUCUCACCACCACAAGCACCUGCUCCCACCACCACAAGCACCUGCUCUCACCACCACCAGCACCUGCUCUCACCACAAGCACCUGCUCUCAUCACAAGCACCUGCUCUCACCACCAGCACCUGCUCUCAAAACCACCAGCACCUGCUCUCACCACAAGCACCUGCUCUCACCACCACAAGCACCUGCUCUCACCACCACCAGCACCUGCUCUCACCACCACCAGCACCUGCUCUCACCACAAGCACCUGCUCUCACCACCAGCACCUGCUCUCACCACCACCAGCACCUGGUCUCACCACAAGCACCUGCUCUCACCACCACCAGCACCUGCUCUCACCACAAGCACCUGCUCUCACCACCAGCACCUGCUCUCACCACCAGCAUCUGCUCUCACCACAAGCACCUGCUCUCACCACAAGCACCUGCUCUCACCACAAGCACCUGCUCUCACCACCACAAGCACCUGCUCUCACCACCACCAGCACCUGCUCUCACCACCACCAGCACCUGCUCUCACCACAAGCACCUGCUCUCACCACCACAAGCACCUGCUCUCACCACCACCAGCACCUGCUCUCACCACAAGCACCUGCUCUCACCACAAGCACCUGCUCUCACCACCAGCACCUGCUCUCAAAACCACCAGCACCUGCUCUCACCACAAGCACCUGCUCUCACCACCACAAGCACCUGCUCUCACCACCACCAGCACCUGCUCUCACCACAAGCACCUGCUCUCACCACAAGCACCUGCUCUCACCACCAGCACCUGCUCUCAAAACCACCAGCACCUGCUCUCACCACAAGCACCUGCUCUCACCACCACAAGCACCUGCUCUCACCAUCACCAGCACCUGCUCUCACCACAAGCAUCUGCUCUCACCACAAGCACCUGCUCUCACCACAAGCACCUGCUCUCACCACAAGCACCUGCUCUCACCACCACAAGCACCUGCUCUCACCACCACCAGCACCUGCUCUCACCACAAGCACCUGCUCUCACCACAAGCACCUGCUCUCACCACAAGCACCUGCUCUCACCACCACAAGCACCUGCUCUCACCACCACCAGCACCUGCUCUCACCACAAGCACCUGCUCUCACCACAAGCACCUGCUCUCACCACCAGCACCUGCUCUCAAAACCACCAGAACCUGCUCUCACCACAAGCACCUGCUCUCACCACCACAAGCACCUGCUCUCACCACCACCAGCACCUGCUCUCACCACAGUGGCGUCGGCAUCAGCAGCAGGGGCAGGAGAGGCACCAGAGAUGGGAGGUUCAAGGGAUGUGGAGCAGGGAGGGGGGAACGAGGAGGCUGCGGCAGAAGCAGGUACUGAAAGUGCGCAAGCAUCCCUUUGCAUUGCCCCAGCGCAGAGCCUGGAUGUGCAUGGUGUUGUGCAGUGCGUUAACCUGCACGUUGCGGUGCAGCAGAGGCACCGUUAUGCCCGGAGGAGGCUAGAGGGGGAGGGGGGGGGGGAGUGUGGGAGAGAGGAGAUGUAG